Molecule: messenger RNA, 1104 nt
Organism: Stegodyphus dumicola
Lineage: Eukaryota; Metazoa; Arthropoda; Arachnida; Araneae; Eresidae
Gene: Nup98-96
Product: nuclear pore complex protein Nup98-96
Biological process (GO): RNA export from nucleus; telomere tethering at nuclear periphery; protein import into nucleus
Cellular component (GO): nuclear pore cytoplasmic filaments; nuclear pore
Molecular function (GO): structural constituent of nuclear pore; RNA binding
Source: RefSeq, a predicted model, not a curated record
AAAUAUCAGUUGUGGAAAUGCAAUCGUGUUUGUAUGUACUUCAUUGCAAAAAAAAGCAUUGUUUUCUUGCGGUAAUAUUAUAGAAAAUCGUUUACCAAAUUGAAAGAACAUGUUUGGCAACAGUAAACCAUUUGGCACAGCUUCUGCCUUUGGUACAAGUUCCUUUGGCACCACAAGUACACCUUUUGGUCAGAAUACUACUGCAUUUGGAGCAAAACCUGCAACAGGCAAUGUCUUUGGAGCUUCAGCAUUUGGAGUUGCUACCCCAAACACUGGUGGCCUUUUUGGGAGUUCCACACCAGCAACUGGAACUGGGUUGUUUGGUCAGACAUCUACUGCAUUUGGUGCCCCUGCAUCAACAAGCACAGGGACAUUUGGAUUUGGAGCCACAUCUACUUCUGGUGGCUUAUUUGGAAGUGCAACACCUUCAACUCAAAGCUCAGGUAGCUUAUUCGGAGGCAGCAGUACAUCUGCUUUUGGAGCUCCUCGUCCUGCAUUUGGAGGCUUUGGAACGACUACCACUGGAACUGGAUUAUUUGGUCAGGCUACUAAUACAGGAACAAGCCUGUUUGGAGCUAGUGGUGGAUUUACUAGUGCUGCACAAACAGGAACUACGAUAAAGUUUAAUCCUCCAACAGGAACUGAUACCAUGAUGAAAGGAGGUGUUUCAACUAGCAUUGGUACUCGACACCAAUGCAUCACUUGUAUGAAAGAAUAUGAAAAUAAAAGUUUAGAAGAGUUGAGAGUUGAAGAUUAUGCUGCAAACCGGAAAGGUGGUACUGCUACAGCCAUGGGUUUUGGUACACCUACUCAGCAACCGAAUCUCUUUGGAACUCCAGCAGCAUCGACUUCUGGCUUUUCAUUUGGUAGCACCACUCAAGCAAAACCUUUGUUUGGAACAACAGGAGGAACUAAUACAUUUGGAUCAGGUGGUUUGUUUGGUCAGCCUGCUCAAACCCAGAAUACUGGAUUGUUUGGAAAAUCUGUAGGCUUUGGUACUGCUACGACAUCUGCUGCUCCAGUUUUCAAUUUUGGUGCAUCUACUGGAACUUCUUUGUUUGGUCAAAAUAAUCAGACAAAGGUAAUUAGUUUCAUUAUAAAAUU